This is a messenger RNA of Penicillium malachiteum, 2859 nucleotides long. RefSeq names its product transcription factor domain-containing protein. Bases 1 to 2859 code for a protein of 952 amino acids. Gene Ontology annotation, molecular function: zinc ion binding; DNA-binding transcription factor activity, RNA polymerase II-specific; DNA binding. NCBI's taxonomy places the organism in Eukaryota, Fungi, Ascomycota, Eurotiomycetes, Eurotiales, Aspergillaceae. Gene Ontology annotation, biological process: DNA-templated transcription; regulation of DNA-templated transcription. The record is from RefSeq and is a predicted model, not a curated record. The transcript is spliced from 8 exons.
AUGUCGCCCGAUUCUGAGAAGCCGAAAAAGGCGCUGAGAAAACAUGUCACGACGGCCUGUGUGCCAUGUCGAGAGAGUAAGAUCAGGUGUGACGGGUCGAUGCCUCAUUGUCAAAACUGCCAACGUAAGGACAAGGUCUGCAAGUAUCAGCACGGUGAUGAUAAGCGAAAAGUAUCUCUGCGAGCUGCCACUGAGCUAUUUUCGGCUAGAAUUGAUCAACUCUAUCAAUUCAUCUACGACCAAGGGCUAGAGCCUCCACCCAUGGACCCGGAAGAUGAAGCUGGUAUGAACAGGGUACUAGAUACCCUCCAGAUCACUCGUGGUGUUGCUCAAAAGAAUAUCCAAGGAGAUAAUACAAACGCUGAAAUAGAGACAAAGCCAACAAUGAGUAAAUCCCCAGUGGAAAGUCUACCAGCCACGGCUUCAAAUGGACAGACACAGCCAGCACCGGAUUCAACAACUCCAGACUCAGCUGCAUCUCAGAGCUUCUUGGCUAAUCAACAGCGUCAAUCACCUGGAGAAUCCUGGAAUCCGUUCGGUAUCGUGCAAGGGGCCCCUGAAAAUCAGAACUUCGUACAUUGGGGCUUCACACUUCCAACCGCUGAAAGUCUAGACACAAUAUAUGCCAAUCUCAACGGGAGACCAGGGAUGAAUGUCAGUACAGGUCUGAGUCCGGAUAGUUUCCAGCUCGGAAUGGAUAUGGCUCAACAACCUGGGGUCCUACUGAGCCAGCUACCCGUGGAUCAACACCAAGACUCUGAUAGCGAAGAGGAGAAUGAAGCUGAAAAUGAUGUUAUCGAGCAAUUAUCCCACCGCAUUGGAACACUUAAAAUUGCGGGAGAUGGGCAUUUACGCUUUUAUGGUGCCACGUCCAACCUCAAUCUAGUAGAUGUUUGCGCAACGCAGCAACGUCAAAGACCAGAUGCUCGUACCGUUCGCCAUGACGGUCAAGAUAUUCUUAACCAUCUCCGAGUUGGUCAGCCAGUGGAUCAAGCCCUGGAAGACCAUCUGGUGGAACUGUACUUUACUUGGCAGAACCCUAGCAUCUACGUGGUUGACAAAGAGAUGUAUAUGACCGCGAGGUCUAAGUGGCGGAAUGAAUAUGACGAUACGCCAUUCUAUUCUGAGGUUCUCACCAAUGCAAUGUGUGCAAUUGGAAGCGCGUUCGAAGCACGCUAUCAUCCUACAUUUAUUACAUUUCCCAAAUCACUUGCCGAGUUUUUCGCAGACCGCGCCAAGGCACUCUUGGAAAUUGAGCUUGACUCCCCAUGUGUUGCGACUGUGCAGGCACUGGUGCUUAUGAGUUGCCACGAGGGGGCCUCCAACCGUGAUGCGCGUGGCUGGCUUUAUAGCGGCAUGUCUAUGCGUCUGGCUUUUGACCUUGGGUUACAUCUUGAUAUGACGCAAUAUGUCAAGCAAGGAGAUAUAAGCCCUCAGGAAGCGGAUGUGCGGCGCGCUGUAUUCUGGGGAAGCUAUGUCGCAGAUCAUUUUUGGGGGUUCUAUCUUGGCCGUCCAUUUCGUAUGAGUGCAGGUGACAUUAGUGUUCCGAAGCCAGCGUCGAGUCUUGAUCCCGAGAGGGAGGGCAUUUGGAAGCCUUACGGACUUAAAGAAAAGCAAUUUGAAGGUGGCUUGAAGAAUCCGAUAGAGCUAAUAUGUAGACAGUUUGUGGUUCUCUGGGAGAUGAUCUCUCCUGUUGGUCACAUUUUAUACGGGUGCUCUGAUAUAUCACGUCACGAUCUACAACGAAUUUGCUUCCAAGUCACAGAAGAUUUGUUCGCCUGGAAAGCAAAUCUCCCUUCAGCCCUCGAUAUUAAUUUGGAUGACGAGACCACGCCUGUUCUGCCCCAACUUCUCAUUCUGCACAUGCAAUACCAUCAAAUCAUCAUUUUCUUCCAUCGACCAUGGGUAUCCAAGAGUUACAUUCAGCCUCGCAGCCCACGCCAGGGACCGGGUUAUCACCAUGCCCGACGAAUGUGUAUCGAGUCUGCCACAGCGAUAGCUCGUCUCUUGCAAAUUUAUGAGAAGCACUACACCUUUAGGCGAAUGAAUAAUCUGGCCGUUGCCAUAAUAUUCAGUGCCGCCCUAAUGCUUCUAUUUGUUACAGUCUCCAGCUCUCCUCUUAUGCCUUCCAAACCUGGCGAAAUCGCUCAGCCCCAUCCUCGCAACGCCGAAAUGGUCGCAUACCUCAACCUUUGCUUCCGUGCCCUCGAUGAACUGGGCCAAUCAUUUGAGAAUGCAAAGCGUACCCGCGACUACCUCGUUACACUUCAGAGACGCUGGCAAACCCACAUGCGUCGGUCCGGCCCGCGCGUCAAGCGACAGAUCAGUAACACCAAUUUGGCAUCUAGCUCUUCACGACAAAGAGCUUCUAUUAGUACUCCUUCAACUGCCACACAUACAGCACAUACCUCGCUGGGAACAUCAGCAUCAGAUGCUUCGCGCAAAAAGUCCCGGCUCGCAAGUAUGGAUUACAAUUCCCAUGCCUCGAACCGAAACCAUGCCGCCUCAUCCACUGCAAAUGCAGCACCUUUUCCUACACAACCAUUCCACUCUUCCCAAGCUCAAUCUAUCGCGUCUCAACAGAAUCAGCUUCAAAACCCAUACUCUCAGUCCUUUGGCACACAACAGCCUAGCGAUUUCGAUUGGAUGCAAACAGCGGAUCUGAAUAUCUUAGCUAGGACUCAAGGUCCAGGCUCAGGCUCAGGCUCAGGCUCAGAUCCGAAUGCUUUGGGCAAUAUACCAACACCACAAUUUCUUGAUGAUCCAAUCAUGCUGCCAGAUCUAGGUGAUACGGAGGGUUGGUGGGCUUCGCCUAACGGGAACCCUGAAUUAGGAGGGACCUAUAAUGAUUUGAGCUAG